UCAACAUAUCCGACGCCUGAACAUUCUUACUUCCGGAAAGCAACCUGUACCAUUUGCACCACCUUGCUGACCAUUCGCUUGUCCCCUCUAACGCUAUAAUUUUGACGGCGACAAAAAAAAAAGGAAAAGAAAAGAAAAAAAGAUACCAAGUGAGAGAGAGAAAGGAGGAUGGAGAGCCUUCGCGGAACUCGAGUUCCUCAUCCGCACUAUUACUUCACCGCCGCGGAGUUGGCGGCGGCGGAGCAGCUCGUCCAGCUGAGUCAAAGCAGCGGCGACUCGGCUCUCCGGCGGAACUUCUUGUCGUCGUCCUCCUCCUCCUCCUCUUCUUCUUCUCCUCGAUCCGUUAACACGCGGCCUCCGCCGGCGGAUAUGGUGGCGGAGACCGACGAGGAGGAGGAGGAGAUUGGUGGGUCCACGCGGCGGAGGCGCCGGCGGUACCGCCGGAUCGAUGAUGUCUAUGCGGCCACGGCUCCCAUCGCUGGUGGUGGUUGCGUCGAGAAGCGGCGAAGAAUGUGGAAGAGAAAUAGUUGGAAACGGGUUUUCGAUGUAAAUUUUUCUACUUUCGGGGUAUGGGCGAGUUGCGCGCGUCCCUUCUCUGGGCGAGUGAAAAGAUAAUAUGGAAUUAAUAAAUCUUGUGGAUAAAUAAUUUCCAGCUAGGAAAAAAAAAUAUAUUUUGAUUGGACAAUGUGAGGAUUCAACUUGGAGCAAAAUUACUGGUUUUAGUCCUUCGUCCGGAACUAUGGAUUUAAUAUCUGGGAUUUA
Molecule: messenger RNA, 762 nt
Organism: Elaeis guineensis (African oil palm)
Lineage: Eukaryota; Viridiplantae; Streptophyta; Magnoliopsida; Arecales; Arecaceae
Source: RefSeq, a predicted model, not a curated record